CACUGGAUCCUCGAAUCCGUAGGCUAAACAUUCUCGGUCUAGCCUGUGGACUUCCAGAGAUGCUCACAAAGUGUUUGAAGAGCCACCCAAUGUGAUGAGAGUUGGGCCUGCUUCUUGCUAAAGUACAACUCGUGCACUUACCUGCUACAGCACAGACCUUGGCACUGAUCGUUGACAACAUGGAGUCACUAUCAGAGCAUCCUUGGGAUGUAAUUAUUGCAGGUACUGGGCUGGAUCAAUCUCUUCUGGCAUUAGCCCUCUCGCGGUCGGGAAAGAAGGUGCUUCACCUGGAUCAGAACUCAUACUAUGGCGGCUCAGAGGCCGCUUUCAGUCUGGACGAGGCUUCAGAGUGGAUGAACAGCGUCAAUCAACAUCCAGGCCGGACUCCAUUUGAAGAUGCCAAGAUUUUCACCCACCAAGACUCACCUGAGUCUGCCCCCUCCACGGUCGACCCUCACACUAGCGAGCGUCCUCAAGGCACGCCAGACGUUCGUCCUAAGCUAGCUGCUAGUCGCGCCUACACGCUUUCUCUUUCCCCAUACUUCCUCUACACCCGCUCAGAACUAAUCUCCAUCCUCAUCUCUUCAAAGGUCUACCGCCAGCUGGAGUUCAUGGCAGUCGGCAGUUGGUGGAUCCACUCCCCGGAACACCCCAAUGCUGAAAGUCUCGAGCUUGGAGCUACACGACUAUUCCACCGAGUUCCUGGUAACCGGGAAGAUGUCUUUGCAGAUAGCAAUAUCAGCAUGAAGUCCAAGAGGACGCUGAUGCGAUUCUUGCGACACAUCAGCAAACCUCAGGACGAGGAAGAGCAGGGCGAGGCGGAGGAAAAGGAGGACCUGUCGAUGCCCUUUGCGGACUAUUUGUCGUCCAAUUUCAGUGUCCCGCAGGAUCUCCAAAAUCCUCUGCUCUCGCUCUCUCUGUCACAGCUACUCCAGCAAGAUACCUCUGCCAGCUAUGCAGUCCCUCGUAUCAAGAGGCACCUAGCUUCAAUCGGUGCCCUGGGACCCGGCUUCGGCGCUGUUGUCUCCAAGUAUGGUGGGGGCUCUGAGAUCCUUCAGGUGGGAUGUAGAGCUUCUGCUGUCGGAGGAGCCGUGUAUGCAUUGGAUACAGGUGUUCAAUCAAUCACGGACGGCGAACUCUCAGCAGAGUCAGAUCACCCUGUCGAGGUGUGUCUGUCGAAUGGGGAGACCGUUCGAACUCGCGUCCUCAUUGGGUCUGCCUGGGAUCUCCCUAGUCUGGAGCAGCCAUCUUUUACAAGGGUUGCAAGAUCGAUUACCAUUGCUUCUUCAACCUUCACAUCACUCUUCCCGGUUACAGCUGAAGGUGCACCCGUACCUGCCAGCACCGUGCUGAUGUUCCCUGGCGAUACACUGGACAGCCCUCAAUCUCCGCCGGUGUACCUCCAGGUCCACUCGAGUGACACCGGCGAUUGUCCACGGCAGCAGAGUAUCAUUUACGGUACCAUCGCUCUUUCCGGUCCGGAAGGUCACACGCUCCUUGAGCGUUCCGUGGAUCGACUUCUUCAAGCAGAAGGUCCCCAGGCCAUUGCGCUGUGGUGCAUGCGGUACAACCAGCUUGGCCGUCUCAGUAACGGUGGAACACCACCCACCAUCCAGACCCGUUCGCCCCAUGUCUUCAACUUCCCGCCGCCUAGCCUUGAUCUGGCGUUUGAGGAUGAGACUGUUGAUAUGAUUAAACAGGCGUGGGUCAAUAUCGUAGGAGAUGGAGUGGCUCAUGAUGAGUUUAUGAUAUUCGAGGACCGCGAAGGCACCUCUGAUGACUGAUGUAGCAUGCCUUCACGAUUUAUGCACCUGGUUAGCUAGACUGGUAGGUAUUUGCACAUAUUAUCAACACAACUGAACAUACUCAUGAACUCAUCUGGGAUUCGUAAACAAUAUAAAAUUCAGAAUAAGGCUCUCAAACUGCGGGUGCGUGAAGUAUUGAAAUUGAAUUCAACCAAAAGUGCUCAAUACCAUUCCCCGAAAUGAAUCCAAUCACCCCAAAUCCAUCCAUCCGUCCAUCCGUAUAAGAUCAUUCACGUUCAUAAACAUUCCACGCCGAACUGAUGUCCGACAUACCUAUACCAUCACUGCCUUCAUCCGCGAUUCACAAACCGAGCUAAAAGUGUCUGAAACUGCUGUCGCGGCAACACAACAGCCGCCGACAAGACCAACGCUCCAAAACCAACAACCCACUUAGUCAGACCACGCGAAAUAUCUCUUCCUUCACGGUCAAACGGCGGCUUCACGGUCGGCACAAGCUUAUUCAACUUUUCUACGGAAUACGGCGGAUACCGCGCAUCCAUGAGCCACUCCAUCCACGCCGGCAUGGCAUCCACAUGCGUCCUCAGAUGCGAGAACUCACGCACACCGUACGGGCCGUGAUAGUAGCCCUGGCCGGAGUGUCCCGUGCCACCGAAUGGCGCAUCGCGCGCGACGACAUGCAGCGUGCAAUCAUUAAACGUCACCCCACCGGACUGAGUCUCGUCCAGGAUGCGGGUUUUCUCGCUUUGAUUAUCUGUGAAGGCGUAGAUACCGAGGGGUCUGUCACCGGCGCGGGUGUAUGUAAGGGCACCGUCGAGGUCUGCAUCCAUGACUGGCAGGAUUGGGCCGAAGAGUUCCUCGGAGAGGAGGGGGUCGCCUGGUUUUACGCCCGUCACGAUUGUGGGCGCGAAGAAGCGGGUUGUGCGGUCGCGUUGGCCGCCGUAGACGAUGUCACCGGCCGUUGAGGACAGCAGUCGGUCGAGUCGGUCGAAGUUGCGCUCGUUGAUGAUGUGUGUGUAGUACUCCGGUCUGGUGUCGCGGCCGCCCAUGAAGGUGUCGAAGUGUUUGAUCAUGCUGUUCACGAGGGCUUCGCG
Molecule: messenger RNA, 2857 nt
Organism: Penicillium brasilianum
Lineage: Eukaryota; Fungi; Ascomycota; Eurotiomycetes; Eurotiales; Aspergillaceae
Source: the annotation of a GenBank genome assembly